Molecule: messenger RNA, 366 nt
Organism: Talaromyces rugulosus
Lineage: Eukaryota; Fungi; Ascomycota; Eurotiomycetes; Eurotiales; Trichocomaceae
Exons: 2
Coding region: 1-366 (121 amino acids)
Source: RefSeq, a predicted model, not a curated record
AUGGUUCUGGCACGGCUGGACUUGCUGGAGGUGGGAUUAACCACUCAGGUCAGUGCUACGCGCGCCAUUGGGAACGGGAUUCUCGCCAGCCCGGCGGACACAGCCAGCCGUUUGAGUCGUCGCGUCAACGCGCUAGAUCUGGAGAAGAAGAGAGGUGAAGAUACACUUGACGUUGUGCAUCAAGUUGCUGAGCUGAAGGCUUGCGUUCAUGGCGCCGUGGGCUCCAUGGGGGCUGCACAGGAUUGGGAGGCUGCGGCGAUACAUGUUUCCCGGGCGAACAAGGUUCCCGAGGAGAUUGUCAAAGGCAGCUUUGCGAAUGAUUCUGUUAGAGAGAAGUGUUUGCAAGGGUGUCGCAGAUUCUUAUAG